Molecule: messenger RNA, 666 nt
Organism: Diorhabda sublineata
Lineage: Eukaryota; Metazoa; Arthropoda; Insecta; Coleoptera; Chrysomelidae
Exons: 2
Coding region: 1-666 (221 amino acids)
Source: RefSeq, a predicted model, not a curated record
AUGACGCUUAUAAACUCGAAACACGACAUAAGAUUGACUCAAAAUCAAGAUUUUCCUGCUUUAUCUUCAACAUCAGAUCUGGCGGACGAUAAGAUAGAUGAAAGAGUUCCAAAUACUAUUGAAAAUAAUGAAGAUGAGUCUCUAACAAGAUCCAGUUUUACAGAAAUAAAUGGUGAACCGCAUUUGUUGCAUAGAUAUAGAGAAACAUACGCGCUCAGAAAGAAAAACAUUGUAAUAAGAGAUCUCUUAGCGGAUGCGGAAAUACUUAAUCAUAAACUCAAAUUAGAACAACAACAAAUAGUUGAAAAUUUGGAGAAUCACAAAACUACGAUAUUAGAAAAACUUAGCGAAACUAAAUUUAUUGUAAAAACUAUUAAUCAGCUUGUAAAUGGUAACGAAAAUUUGAGAAAUAAAGUAGAAGAUUUGAACAAAGAAAUCGAAAAGUUGAAGAUAGAGCUAAUCGAAAAAAUCGUGAUAGCUACUGGAGCCAAAAGAUGUCUAGCGAACGAAGAAAUAGCCAUAGAACAUCUAGCGAGAGCUUACGAAAUCAAAAGGCAAGAAAUUAAAACGUUGAAUUGUAAAAUUGAUGAAGCCGAAAAGAUUGUUCGCGAUCUGAAAAGUAGAUGUGAAUAUUUCCAAUCAACAGGUGCUACAACUACAAUGUAA